Messenger RNA from Chaetura pelagica (chimney swift), 1257 nucleotides. RefSeq names its product leucine rich repeat containing 34 (gene LRRC34). The coding region runs from base 1 to 1257 and encodes 418 amino acids. Gene Ontology annotation, molecular function: protein binding. NCBI's taxonomy places the organism in Eukaryota, Metazoa, Chordata, Aves, Apodiformes, Apodidae. The record is from RefSeq and is a predicted model, not a curated record. The transcript is spliced from 10 exons.
AUGUCAGUUCGUCCAGACCUUCACCAGCACUAUGUGAAGGCCUGCCAGGACUUAGGCCAACCUGAAAACCCUUUCAUUGCUCAUGUGCUUCAAGAUGCUGAUAAAAAUGAUAAAAUCAGCCAGACAGAAGAGAUCACAUUAAAAAUAGAUGGAAAUAAUAAACUGGUACCUGUGCAGAGAGUUACUGAUGAUGAUCUUCAAGUUCUUGCCUCUGUCUUAUGCCAUACUGCAUUUGUCACAGGUUUGGAUCUUAGGUUUAAUGUAUUGACUGAUGCUGGAGCAAGGCACAUAGCAACAAUCCUCCAGGAAAACUCCACUCUGCGUCACCUUAACCUGAUGUUAAAUGAUAUUGGCACAAGUGGAGCAGAGCUGAUAGCCACAGCACUUCAUAAGAAUGAAACUCUUGUGUACUUGAGAAUGACUGGAAACAAAAUAGGAAACAAAGGUGGGAUGUUCUUUGCUUCAAUGCUAGAAAUUAAUUCAACCUUAGAGAAGCUGGAUCUUGGAGACUGUGAUAUGGGUACACGGUGUCUAAUAGCAAUAGCAAUUGCCCUGAAACAGAACAAAUCACUCAAAGCAAUAAACCUGAGUCGCCCUUUGCUGUACAGCCAAGAGGAAGAGACCACAGUUCAUAUAGCUCUGAUGUUGAAAAUUAACUCUUCUCUUGUGGAACUACAUCUGUGCAAGCACGACAUGAAAAACUUUGGUGUAGAGCGACUGUGUGAGGCCUUGUAUAGAAAUUCCACCCUGAGAUACCUUGAUCUUAGCUGUAAUAGAAUAACCUGUGAUGGCGCAAAAUGUUUGCGAGAACUACUAAAACAGAACCAAACCCUGGAAAUCCUAGAUCUUCGGGCCAACAGAAUAGAAGAUGAUGGAGCCACCUUCCUGAGUGAAGCCUUGGCUUUGCACAACAGGGCUCUUCGAGCGUUGUCUGUAGUAAGCAACAAUAUAGGUGGGAAAGGACUUGUAGCUCUUUCACGUGCAAUGAAAACAAACAUGGAACUUUCCAAUAUUUACAUCUGGGGGAACAAAUUUGAUGAAGCCACCUGUGUAGCAUUUUCAGAACUAAUUCAGACAGGCCGCUUGAGCCUGCAUUGCACAGACGUGGAACCCUAUGAAGUGGAUGGGCACGUUUACCUCGCAGAGCUCUCCCAUGGCCUGCAGAAACAUUACUACUGGACACCAAGUUAUGGGGAGGCAAUGAACAAAGAUGCCAAUGCCAGUCUGGCAAUUGUGGCAGUCUCAGAAUGCUUGUGA